AUGAAUAGACUCCUCAGUACCUCUCACCAAAGCUCUGAGGCAGAUUUAAAUUUUGAAAUCGGAACCCUCAUUGAUAAGGUGGCAACAGCACACUCCCGUUCUAAACAACGUAGUAAUUCUGUAACAAAACCAAGGAAGAUUAAAUUGGCUGAGCCUGUGGAAGCUGCUAUUGAUAAACAAGUAGAGGAGGAUUUAUUUACCUAUCCAUUCAUAUCUAAUGAUCCAGCUAGUAAUUUAGAAGAUGAUCAACUUCAGAGAAAAUAUCCAGUCACCAACUUGAAUGCUGAAAUAAGAUUGAAAAAACAAAAGGAACUUGUAGAGAAAAUCAGUUUUUCUGAGCACAAAUACCAAUCCAUCUUUGCUUCCUCCUUUCCCCUUAAACCUCUAAUUCCAUUUUUCAAGUAUCUUGUCUCUCCAGUGAAGGGAAAUUAUCUUCCUGACCAACAUAAUAUUGUCACAAAGUCUAAAUUGCGAAUAUCAUUACCGUACACAGUCGUUUUUGGAAUUUCUGAAAGUCCAGUGUUGUACUAUACAGAUGUAGAUGGUUAUGUUGUAAGGGUUGAUAAUGUAGCCUUCAAGACGAUAAAACAAAAACUAACUUAUGGAACUACCUCAGAUUCUGACGUGGCUGUUGUCAUGAAAAGAUUGGUUCCUGGUGAAGUUACUACCAAUGUUGCCUCUCUACUGAGUGUUAAGCAAUUAUUAACAAUUUUGGAUGCUCAAAAUACUGGACUCUGUGUUUUCCAAAGAUAUGUAAAAUCGAGUGGAAGCAAAGCAUCAGUUGCCAGGAUUAUUUGGAAUUCAACUAGACCUGUCUCUGGAUAUGUUCUUUCAAACAAAAAGACCACAACAGAUCCAUUUGAAAAAGAGGCAACAAAUAGGCUAUUAACAAAUACAGAUAAUGCAAAUAAUAUUGAUAUUUUCCAAUUGAAAGCAGCAGCUUUAGGAAGUAUAGGAGUUCAAAUGAACAAUAUUGUAAAAUAUUUGGAAAGUUUACCAAAACUUAAAUGUAAAUUCGAAACAUUUGCUGCAGAUUUUAUCAGAGACGAUGAUGGGAGGUAUUGGUUUAUCCAAGCCAAAGCAUUUACAAUUGAGGAAAAAAAGAUCAAAAAACCAAGUUCGGAAGAGGAAAUUCCAGAGGAAAGAAAUAUCAAAGCAAAAUCAUACUAUCUCAAAAGUAAAGAGUGCAAAAUGUGUCUCAAUCUGUUCCCUCCCACUGAUUUGAGUUAUUCCAUGACUCUAAAGAUGAUUUAUGCUACUGAACAACACUUGAAGAGAAGAGCUGUAAAAUUAGCUUGGUUUGAUAGACCUGAAUUUAAAGGAACAUCAGAAACUUCAAGCUGGUACCAGGAGUUUAAGGUUUGCAAACCAUGUUUUGACAUGUACUUACAAGAGCAAAAGCUUGCCAAAGUUGAGCUCCAGUUUGCAAAGGCAAUUGGUAUUCCAGUAACUAAGAAAAUUAAUGACGAUGCUUCAAUUUUGGAAUCAUUACAGCAUAGGUUGUCGAAUCAAAAGAGGCUUAAUUGCGAUACAAAGGAAAUGCCAAAAAGUUUAUUAAUGUACAGAUUUAUUGUUUACUUGAAUGAGGUCAGAAAUGUUCCAGAUAAUUUAUUAGCAGCUAAGAAAGUUCAACUUAAGGUAAAACUAUUUGAUACUGAAUUAUGUGUUCCUUUGAAAAUGGAAGAUGUGGAUCCAAAGAAGAAGAUUGCAGUUGGAAAAUUGAGGGUAUUCUACUUUUUCAUUAAGAAUCAGACACAAUUCAGAGUCUUUCUGAAGAACCAAAGAGACAUCAAGGUUGAUCUUUGUGUAAAUGGAAAUGAAGUAAUUGGAAAGGCAGUUCUAAAUUUGAAACAAUUCGAGAGUGGGUUAUUGGACAAGUUGGAUUACAUGGUCCUUUUUUCUGCUACUGGACUUAAACUUUGUUCCUUGAGAGCAACUAUUGGAUUUGUGCAAAUGAGUAAUAAGGACAUUACAAAUCUCAAAUUGACAGAGUGCAAUUCAGGUGUAUAUAUUCCUCCAGCUGAUUUUUAUACCGCAGAUCCUUUGCCAGACGAGUGGAUGGAAAUGAUUCCAACCCUAAAAACCACAAGAGAGGGAGCAAGAGAGAUUGAUGAAUCAAACAAGAGAGAUAGACCACAAUCAGCAAGAACUAUGGUUCCAAAACUUGCCACAUCCACAAUUGAAAGAAGGCCAUUCUCAGCCACUCUUCAGAAACGACCAACAACGCCUUCUCAAACUCUCACUAGAAGAGCAGCCAUGAGUGCAACUCCAAGAAAUACUUCUUCAACACCUUCCUACGCCAAAUCUAUCGGAAAUUUGAAAAAGAGGCCAGCAUCCCACAGUGGACAAAGACAAGUUUAUAAUGGUUCUCAAGUGAGUGACUACUAUGAUUACACUUCAUCAACCUUAACAUCAGACCUCAAUACCAUAACAUGGGAUGAAAGAGAUACAAACACAAAGAAACCAACUGGAAUUGAUGCCUUCUUGGGUAAUGUCACUUUUGGAACAGAUAACACACCCGAAGUUUACAGGCCAGCCUCAGAGGCAAGAAUGCAUUUUGCUCAUGAUGAGCUUAUUUGGGAAUGGUCAAUUAACCAGUUUACUGUUAAGGAUCUCAAAUCAUCGGUUGACGAAUGCUGGAUAUUAACCAUAGAUAUUUUUGGUGUGAUGAAAAAGGAAUACGAAAGUUUCCAAAUUUUUAACGAAGGUCCACUAGUAUUUGAUAUUGAAGAUAAGGUUUUCUUGUCAGCCUCUCGAGACAACCUUAGCAGCUACUUUGACAAGGAAAGGAUAAUGAAAAUAACCUUAAAACAAAAAUAUGUUAAUAGAAAUGAAAUGGUUGCAUUGUUUGAUUUGAGGCAAUUAUUGAAAAGAGAGAAUGCUCAAAUCUUUUUGGAGGCUGCUAUUACAGAUGCUUCUCAUGCAGAAGAGAUUAGGUGUGGAAUUGUUGGAGAGGAUAGUGAUCAAGAAAGUGAUGAUGAGGAGGAGAAAUUAAGCAGAGAUGAGAUGAAGCUUGGUACGAUUUCAACCUAUUGCAGUUAUACCAAGAUGGCCAAGACGAAUGAUGUGGCAACUGAAAAUGUUGAAGUCUUCCAAAUUGAGGAGUAUAGUAUCACUUGCUUUAAAACUGUACCUGACUGGUUUGAGAAGAAAUAG
Naegleria gruberi is the source of this 3156-nucleotide messenger RNA. RefSeq lists its product as uncharacterized. The record is from RefSeq and is a predicted model, not a curated record. The transcript is spliced from 4 exons. Lineage: Eukaryota; Heterolobosea; Eutetramitea; Acrasida; Naegleriidae. Bases 1 to 3156 code for a protein of 1051 amino acids.